Hydra vulgaris (swiftwater hydra) is the source of this 1903-nucleotide messenger RNA. Its product is annotated as eukaryotic translation initiation factor 2A. The record is from RefSeq and is a predicted model, not a curated record. Gene Ontology annotation, molecular function: translation initiation factor activity; tRNA binding; mRNA binding. Gene Ontology annotation, biological process: translational initiation. Gene Ontology annotation, cellular component: cytosolic small ribosomal subunit. Lineage: Eukaryota; Metazoa; Cnidaria; Hydrozoa; Anthoathecata; Hydridae.
AAUAACCUAUAUGCAGAAAACAAUGAAAGAAUUACAAAUGUUUGUUUUCACGCCGUAAAAUAAUUCGUGUAACUUUGUCAUCAUACCAAUAUAGCAUGGCGCAUGUAGAUGUUCUUCCUAUCCUUGCAACAAGAAGCUCACAAGGUGUAACACUAAUUCAAGGGAAAAAUGGGUUUACUGAAAAUGUUGUUUGCAUGGAAGAUUUGACAUCUCAUGCAAGAAAUCUAGUGUUUAGUUCCGAUGGUAAAUACCAGGCAUAUUGUGAUGGAGUAAAUUUAAAAGUGAUUAGCAUGGAUAAUGGAGAAAUCGUAUUUAGUGUUCCAAAGCAAAAAACUACAGAAAUUGUUUUUUCACCUAAUAAUACAUACAUUGCUUGUUGGGAGCCAUUUUAUACUUCACCAAAAAAUCCUGAUGGAAGUCCCAACUAUGAAAUAUACAAUAUUAAGACUGGUGCAUUGAUGCGAAGUGUUAUUUAUAAAAAUCAAUCAGGGUGGGCACCAUCUUGGACUUCUGAUGAAAAGCUUAAUGGCCGUUGUGUAAACAAUGAAGUACAGUUUUUUAGUGGAGAUGAUUUUUAUACUUCUGCAACAAAGCUAUAUUUGCCAAAUGUUUUUGGGUUUACAUUUUCACCUUCACCAUCACUUCCAUAUAUGGUAGCAGCUCAUGCAGUGGGGAAAAAGGGUUCACCAUCUUUUGUCAGACUUUUUGAGUAUCCUAAAUUAGGAGACAAUCAAGCAGUAGCAAAUAAAAGUUUUUUCAAAGCUGACAAAGUUGAAAUGAUUUGGAAUAAAAAAGGUAGUGCUCUACUAAUUAUGGUCAGCGCUGAGGUUGAUACAACAGGUUCAUCGUACUAUGGAGAAACCUCUCUACACUUUAUGUCAACAAAAGGAGAGAGCAGCUUGGUCCCAUUUGACAAACGCGGUCCUGUUUACUCUGUUGAUUGGAAUCCUAACUCUACAAUGUUUUGUGUAGUGUUUGGGUUUAUGCCUGCAAAAGCAACUUUGUUCAACACAAAAUGUGAACCUAUUUUUGACUUUGGAACUGGACCUCGUAAUAUUUGUAAAUUUAAUUUACAUGGAAAUAUAUUGUGUUUGGCUGGAUUUGGAAAUUUAAAUGGUGCUAUGGAAAUGUGGAAUGUUGAUGGAAGAAAAAUUAUAUCAAAACCCCAGGCUCGUGAUACAACAUAUUUUGAAUGGUGUCCUGAUGGUCAACAUUUCAUCACUUCCACUUUGUCACCACGUCUUAGAGUAUCCAAUGGUUACAAGAUAUGGCAUUUUAGUGGUAAAAUGAUACACUCUGUUGAUUCAAAGGAAUUGUAUCAGACUACUUGGCAACCAUAUCCAGAUGGAUCUUUUCCAGUACCUAAACUAAGUGGCAUAGUUGUUCAGGCUGAAGUUAAAAAAGAAGUUUAUAGGCCUCCUUCAGCAAGAGAUACUCCUGUGAAGAAACUUUUAUUACAUGAUGAAGAACCCCCAGAGAAUCAACGUAAUAGUGAAAACUUAUCAGCUGCAGCUAUUAAAAACAAAAAGAAAAGAGAAAAUAAAUCAAAAUCCAAACAAGAGGGUGUAUCUAAUGGAAGCAAUAAAUUACCAGAAGACGCAACUAACAAUUCAAGUGUUUCAACAGGUGAUCCAGAAAUAGAUAAAAAGAUCAAAGGAAUUAAAAAGAAAUUAAAGCAAAUAGAAGAUUUAAAAAAAAAUCAAAAAGAUGGCAAAGUUCUUGAAAAAAAUCAGCUGGAUAAAUUAUCAAGCGAAAAAAAUCUGCUCGAUGAACUUCGAUCCUUGCAACUUAAAUGAAAAGUCCGUUUUUUUAUAUAAAAUUAACACUAUUUUUUAUGUAUUAUUUAAUAAAGAUUUGUAUUAAAACAAACAUAUUUUAAAUAAAUUACAUUUUACAAACAAAA